AUUCCUUUUGUGUAACGGACCUUUAUUUUAUUUAGAAAGGUGGCGCUGAAGCAUGGAUGCGGGAAUCACAAAAGCCGGGAUGACAUACGGAGCCUCCCCGAUGCCCGCAGACCUGACGCCCGCAGACACGGUCCCCACGGUGAAGAUCUUCGUGGGGAACCUCUCUGCUGACACGUCCCAGGAAGAGCUGGCUGCUGUGUUCGAGCCCUAUGGCACGGUGAUGAGCUGCAGCGUCCUGCGGCAGUUUGCGUUCGUGCACCUGGCGGGACGGGAGGGGGCGGCGCGCGCCGUCCAGGAGCUGCACGGGCGCGAGUUCCGGGGACGCAGCCUGGUGGUGGAGGAGUCGCGAGGCCGGCCCCGCAACUCCACCAAGGUGUUCGUGGGGAACCUGGCGGCUCUCUGCAGCGCCCCCGACCUGCAGGAGCUCUUCCAGACCUUCGGAAAAGUGCUGGAGUGCGACAAGGUCAAAGGCUAUGCCUUUGUCCACAUGGAGAGCCAAGAGGCUGCCCUGCAAGCCAUCGAAGCCCUGCAUGGGACCCGCUACAAAGGAAGACCCCUGUCCGUCGAGCUCUCCAAGGUUCAGCCCAGCAAGCGCCCGUCCACGGGCAAAAUCCCCUGCGUCAGCUGCGGCAAGUCUGGGCACUACGCCGGCGACUGCCCCCUGCUCCUGCCCCAGCCCCAGCCCCAGACAGCGCUGGAGCAGUACCAGAACCAAGCCGUGGCUGUGGCAGCUGGCGUGCCCUUACCUCCCCAGUACCAGGCCCUGCCGAGCUCCUUCUAUACCGCCUACCCCCCUUCCAUGUACGGUCCAGCCUAUGGGGCUGAUGGCACUCUGCUGUACAGGACCGUGCCUGAGCACAUGUACGGCUCCGUGGCUAAUGCGGCCACCUUCAACGCCAUGGCCAACCAGCUCUACGCCACGGUAGAAAAUCAGGGGUACACCCCCACUGUCGGCAAUCCAGUCUACGCCACGGCUGGCACCCCAGUUUAUAGCGGCGCAGUGGGGGGAGCCAGCAGUCCUGUAUACAGUGCCUCGGUGACAAACCCUGCCUAUAGUUACGGGGCAGUUGGCAGUCCAGUCCCUGUGGCGGAUCCCUCCGCCCAGGCAGUGUUUGAGGCAACCCAAGCACAGUUUUACGCCCAGCAGCAGGAGAAGCCAGGCUCCCCAGCGGCUGCCAUUGCUGCUGCCGCUGCUGCUGCUGCAGCCGUCGCCUACUAUGGGACUCGGGAGAGGGGAGCAGAGAGGGGCUUCCAGUACCAGAGGAAACGAGCCCUCCUGCCCACGCCCGCCUCCACAGAGGAGGAGCUGAUCAGCUACCAGAAGAAACUCGCCAGGUUUUUUACUGAUUACCACGUUCCUCCUGCUGCUGUUCCUCAUGCCGCUUACUCCUCCUCUCUCCAACCCCCGGCAGCUCCCAGGCCGUAUGAAGACCCCUCCGCCCGCCGCCGUCCCCCCGAUUUCCGCCGAAACUCCCUGGAGAACCGCGACCCCCCUCUGGGGGGGUUGUGAUGAUGUGUUUUCUGGGAGC
Molecule: messenger RNA, 1529 nt
Organism: Polyodon spathula (Mississippi paddlefish)
Lineage: Eukaryota; Metazoa; Chordata; Actinopteri; Acipenseriformes; Polyodontidae
Product: RNA-binding protein 4-like
Exons: 3
Coding region: 53-1510 (485 amino acids)
Cellular component (GO): cytosol
Molecular function (GO): mRNA binding; zinc ion binding
Source: RefSeq, a predicted model, not a curated record